CGAAAGGUUUUAGCUCACUGUCCCAAAGUAGUCUUAGUUCUAAAUAACUGGCGUAUUUUUUUCAUUGGACUUUGUGAAUUAUUAAAUUAUUGGGUUCCAUGCUUUAAGCACAAAAAUAAAAGCACAAACAAAAAUGAUAAGUAGUACAGAUGAGAUUUUUCCUGUUAAAAACGGACUGAGCAGAAUAAUAAUAAUAAAAAAAAUUAUUUCAGGAUCAGUAGCGUAAAGGCAAGAACGGACCUUGAAGUAAAGGGGGUUAUAAUAAAGAUUUUUCCUCUUGUUAACGUUCCAAUUAGUUUGUUGAAAUUGUUUCAGUGCUGUAUUUUAGAAAAAUUUGUGAAAACCACCAUCUUCUGCCAGUUUCCUUUUCAUCUGUAAAAAUUCACCAUAUUGCACCAAGGUGUGGUAUAAUACGCAUGGACAUCUUUGAUUGCAAUAGUUCCAUAUCCGAAAGUAAUGCAGAUCUCAGUUCUGUUUUAAUCUCUGCAGCAGAUAUGAGGACAGGAAUGCUAGACGAUACUUUGUGUGAUGAUGAGGCACUGUCAGAAAAAGACAUUACUAGUGAUUUAGCUAGUCUAGAUAAUUUAGAAAUUCUACAUACUUGCAGUGACAAUGAUUUUUCAAGCACUAAUGUCAUGGAUUGUUUGUCAAAUAUAAAUCAUUCACCUGAAACAUUUGAUAUUCCUUCCAUUGAUAAUGAUGAUUCAGUUCUCCCUUUAUAUGGACCUUAUGCAGAGUUUGAGUCUCCUUCAUUUGAAACUCAUGUCAUUGAUCUCCAUGCAGUUCCAGGAGUUUGUGGCCUUCGUAAUUUAGGAAACACUUGUUUCAUGAAUGCUGGAUUACAGUGUCUUUUAAACAACAAAAUAUUUAAGAAUUUCUUUUGUGAGCAAGAACUUGAGUCGUUUGUGAAAGGAACAUUAUCUUAUAAAUUUGCUGAUAUUAUGAAAAAAGUAUGGAGUGGUUCUUAUUCUAUGCUAAAUCUAAGUGAAUUUAAGGAGUGUUUUGGAGCAUUGCAUCUGCAGUUCCAAAACUUUCGACAACAUGACUGUCAAGAAUUUUUAGCAUUAUUAUUGGACACAAUGCAUGAAGAAUUGAAUUCUGCAAGUAAGUCGAAGGAUAAAGUGAAUAACACACAUAUAGUUAGAAAGAGCUGUGAAAAUUCUUUAUCUUCAAGUUCGAGUAAGCCUUUGCAAUUUGAAGGUGAAUAUGAGAAAAAGAUGGAAGUUUGUGAUGCAAAAGAAACCUCUGAAAAGAAUGUGGAAUUAAAUAGUACAUCUGCUUUUGAAUCAGGACAAGAAUUUCAUACAGAUAUAGCAAAAAAUAGUAUUCUUAUGAAUGGAAGUUCUGGUCCAAAUAACAUAAAACAAAUGAAAAAUGUUUCCAGUAGUGUCAAAAAGAAAAAUUUAGAAUUAGAUACUGCCAUUUAUGAAAGAAAUACAGAAAAAAUGGCAGAUUUACUGAUUAAUAACAAAAAAUUGGAAGAAAUUUUAAAUAAAAAUGAAUUAGAUGUUCCUCAAGAUAUGCAUGAACAAAAUUACUCUAAUCAUAAAAUAAAAACUGAAGCAAAAAAUAAUAUACAGCAUGUUAGUGAAAAGUUAGAAAAAAAUAUACUUGCUAAUAAAUUUAAUUCAUCUCGUAAGAUUCCGAGUAUUGAAGAUUUUGUUAAAGAUACAAAAACAUUAAACACGAAUGUGUUAGUGUCUGAUGAAACUAAUAAUUUGUUUAAAUUUGACAGUGAGAAGUUUCCUAAACAUGAUUUUAAUCGAUUACAAGAAACAGUUGAUAACUUGGGACAGAUUGUUGAUUUAGGAGGUAAACAAGGUGGUGUAAAAAGAGUGAAAAUAACAAAUAUUAUGCAUGAAAAACAUAAGAUUCUAGAAAAUAAUUCUGAACAUUCUUCCUGUUCUGCUCUCCAUAAAAGACUGAAGAUUGAAAAUAUGGAUACCAAUUUAGAUUCUCCAGUGACUGAGCCAGAAGAUGCGAUCGAUAUGGAACAAAUACCUGGAGAUGAGUGUUCCGAUAAUUCCAGCCAGUCAAGUGAAUUGUAUGCUUUGAAUUCAGAAUGCCGUGUUUUGCUGUUUGCUGAGGAAAUUCGUAGAGCGUACAAUCAUUGGGAGCAGUAUAAAUCUCAGAAUCAGUCUGUGAUUAUUGAUACUUUUCAUGGACAGUUCCGUAGCUCAGUUGUAUGUUCUCAAUGUUCACAUGUUUCUAUCACAUAUGAGCCAUUCAUGUAUCUUCCAGUUUUCCUUCCUCAUGCUUUAGAAAGGCAGAUAGUGAUCACCUUUAUACAAAACAAUGGGAUGCCUCCAGUUUGCUACCUCGUGAAUGUAAAUAAAUUUGACCGAGUGCAUAAAAUUAGAGAAGCUUUGCAAAGGCUGUUAGAUGCCACUGCCGAGGAGAUAAUAUUAGCCGAAGUUUUCGAAAAUCAUAUCUCUAGGAUUUUGGAUGAAAAUCAAUCAAUUUCUCGUGUGAAUGAUUCUUCUAGAUCAGUUUAUGCUUUUGAAGUUGGAAAAAUAUGUGAACAGAACUCUGAUAAUACUAAAAAUUCAAAUGCUAUCCCUUUAGAUUGUACCGAAGACAAAAAGAACUUCACGAACACUUCUAGUUUCUUUGGAAAUGGUGUACAAAAACAAACAAGUGAAGUAGAGCUUUUACAAAACUGUGAUCUAUUAAAAUGUUCUAGUCCUUUAUUAGACAAGCAGAAAGAAGACAAUUUGUGCCUAGUAACUGAUCUUAUGCAAAACAAUCCUGCUUGCAAAUAUGAUGCUGCUAAAGUUAAUUUAGCUGGUGAAUUUUUGCCAGUGUCAGGGCCUGUACAGUGGCAUUCAUGUGCUAUUUGUCUAGAAGAAUUACCUGAUUACAGUUUAUCUUUACAUCCUAGUUGUGAAUGUAUUCUUUGCAGUAAUUGUAUUGAAGUUUCAUGCAAACAUUAUGGAGGUGCUACUUUUAUUUGUCCAGUAUGCAGUUCAUCUGUAUCACCCACAGAUGAUUUUGUUCCUCUCACUAGAAUUGGAGACUACAAAUUUAAAAUUAGUACAAUUGCUAUACCAAUUGUUAUGCGCCACGAUGUGUUUCAAGAAGAUAUUUUGAAAGAGAAAAAUCUCAUUGGUCAUCCUGGUCUCCUGAAACUGCCUUCAUCAUUGCCAGCUUCUAAACUGUAUGAGCAUGUAGAUAAGGCUAUUCCAUUUUUAUCAACCUAUUCGCUUUUGCUUGUUGAUGGGCAGGGUAAAAACUGUUCUCGCUGUUUUUACAAUGAGCAUUGUUCUGGCUGUGAAAUAGCUCGUGUUGGGGAAAUUAGACUGCAUCCUGGUGAUAGCAUAGCUGUCAGAUAUGUAGACCUUCCUCCUGAAGUCUUAGCAUCAGCUUCAUUUGUGGCAGAACAUAAAUCAAUGCAGCAAGCUCGCCAUAAAGCUGAACUAGAUAUUUAUGAUUGUUUAGAGUAUUUUAGUGAAAGAGAAAGUUUAGAUGAGGAUAGUCCAUGGUUUUGUCCAGUAUGCCGACGUAAUCAACAAGCUACCAAGUCACUUUCUGUUUGGAAGUUUCCUGAAGUAUUAAUAAUAUGUCUGAAACGCUUUGUCUUUCAUAAUUUUGUGAGUAUGAAGGUAGAAGAUAAAGUGUCGUAUCCAUUAGAAGGCUUAAAUUUGUCUUCAUUUUCAUCUGGGCCAUUUUCUGGAGAACUUGUUUAUGAUUUGCAAGCUUGUGUUUGCCACUUUGGGGGUGUUAGUGCUGGUCAUUAUACCUCCUAUUCCAAGCAUGCUAUGUCCAAUGAAUGGUAUUACUAUAAUGAUGAAAAUGUGAAAAAAGAAUCUCCAAAUACUGAGGAAUGUGUCAGUGAAUAUAUUCUUUUUUAUCAAAAGAGAUAGCCUUUCAGAAGCCUCAUCUUUCAUAGCCUGUCAAGCAAUAAGCUAAAUUUAUACAUGAAAUGUGUAAUUUCAGGACACAGUACAGUUUUAAUUUUUGCCAUGCUCACAAGAAAUAAACAAUAUUUUCGAUAGCUGUCAGAUAUAUCACUGAGCUAAAAACUGGAAGUAACUCUCUAGCAUUUUAAGUAGCUCACUUCUUUUUGUCUUUAAGUGUUUUAUCAGAUCAGUAUUAUAUUUGAUAUAACUGGAUGUGAUAUUUAAAUGUGUUCAUGUUUUCAAAGAAAGUCAGUGAACUGAAAAUCAUUAUAUCUGACAGAAUGUAAAAUAAAAUUGCCAGUUAUUAAUUCAUGUGUACAGAUUUUAAACAGGAAAAAUUAAGAAAUGUUUAAGCAUUUAUUUGAAGAAAAAAUUAGUGCUGGUUGAAGUUUUGAGGUUAAUUUUUGUGACUUGUCUUUCCCCAUUCUUUUAGAUCAUUAAAAAAAUUUCUAAUAUUGUGUUUUGUUUAUUAGCAAAAUUUUAAUUAUGCUAUAACAAAAUAUAUUGAUGUUAUUUAAUUUAAUGUCUGUAGGUUUUUUUUAUAAACAGUAAAAUGUAUGUCAGCUGGGUGCUUCUUUCACAAUGCACUUGUCACACAGGAAAGAGUUUUGUUCAGAUUUUAUUAUUUCCAGACAUUGUAAUAGUGACAUUUUAAAUUUAUUUUCUAACAUGUUAUUUAAAUUAUGCAUAUUCAUUAAAUUAUAUUUAUUUUAUUGUGAAUUUUUUAUAAGUUAUAGGACAGUACGUAUAGCAUUGUGUACACCAAAGAGCCUUGUGAUUACAUUAGGACCACUUGCUUAAUAAUAUAUAGGACUUCUUCCAGCCUGUAAAAUAGCUACCACUAUACCUUUAUAGUAUUGGAUUCAGUGGGCUGACAACAAGUAUCAUUUAAUAUUUGGUACUGUAACUUCAACAGCAUAUUCUGGCAUUCCCUUACAUUUUGAGAUGAUACUUAUGUAGCGAAAAUCAGGUCCUUAGUUGAGAAAUUCAGGUCUGGUGAAUUUAACUGCUGUAAAUGUCAAAUGAAAUUCAUGUUUCUUGAACUCCUCCUUGAUAAUGCUGAUAGCACUGUAGGUCAUAUUGUCUAGCUGGUAAUGGUCAUUAGUACAAUCUGUUAUUUUAAAAAGGCAUUUGAAGGCCAUUUUCUGCUUUCAGGCUUAUUUUCUAACCAUGAUAAAGACAGCUGCAAUAGUUGAUUGAAUCUCCUAAUCUCCAUCACCGCAACUUCAUACACACUUCAUUUCCUAUUGGCUUCUGAAAACACACAAAUAAGAAAAUUAAAUGUGUGUGUGUAAAAUUAAAUGUGGCUCCUGAAAACACACAAAUAAGUGCUGCACAGUGAUGGCACCAUUACAAUCAUAAAUGAAGGAGGGUCAGAAAGUCCUUGAAGCAGCCAUUUUAAAGCAACAGAAUAUUGCUGGGAACACAGCUGCCAUGAAUAGGUAAUUUGGUCCACUGUGAGGUUCACAUAUUUGACAACUCUUAGAAAUAUUUCUACUGGUGUAAUCCUAAAGUUUCUCAUUAAAAACAGCAUCAUACCAACUUUGGCCAAGGAUGCCAUUUUGUAAUAUGGGAAUCGAUGUAUAUCCAUUAGGUUGCUUGUGUGACAGCAUUAAAUGCAAUUUAUUGUCCUGAAACCACUUCUGGCAGAAUGGCUCAGUGCUGUAAGUAAUGAUCAUUACCAGCUAGGAAUGUAUUUAAUGUGAAUAUGUGAGCUUUGUUCAUAGUGAGGUUCAGAUGGCUGAUGACUGUCAAGAAUUACUGCUGUGGGAUAAUGGUCGGUAAUUUUCUCUGGGAUCAUUACCCACAGCAUCAUAUCUCCAUUGCUAGCCUGUAACAGACUAACAUUAUAUCCAAAUGCCAUUAAUGAUAAAUAUUCAGCCAUCUCUGUAAUACUCCAGGAAUGUGAUUUCAGUAGAUUAGCUUAUUUUUUUUAAGUAUGCAGAAUCCGUUGUCAAUGAUAUUAUGCCUAUUUAAUGCAUUUUCAUUUAAGAAAUGCAAUUAACAUUGGGACCUGAUAGGGUCUGUGGCUAUGCAGGGUCAUGCACAUGAGAUUUUGAUAAACUUUGUAUGAUGAAACAGUUCUUUAUCCAUCACUUUUGUAACUGUAAGUGAUUUUUCGAACCACAGCUCUGUAAUCAUUAUGAACAAUACUCAAUAGUUAUUGCUGUCAUCAUAGAAUUAUUAUUUGUUAUGCAACUGAAGAAUGGCUUAUCAUUUGCCUGUUAUUGCAUUGGUUUUAAUAAACAACUUCCAACAGCACAUCAGCUGUUCCUUAGCAGAGAUACUGAUUUCAAGGCACCAUGCUAUCAAAAUUUUUUUAAUUUUGAAAUUUCUAACUUCUAGGUCACAAAUUUCAGGCAGGAUACAUAAGCAGUUUUUACCUUUCUGGCAAUAGAUAUAUUAUUAAAACAAGGCUAGUUUGGGGUUUUUAUAUUAUUGACAGAUACUGAAUUUAAUGAAUUUCAUUCUAAAAUCAAAAUUUAUUUACCAGCAUUACUAUUUCCUAAAUUUGCUAAUAAAUAUACCAAAUAAAGUUAUCUAAAAUGACAUUUGGGCACUGUGCAAUAAUAUUCUUCCAUAACAGGUAUGACUGUUUUUUUCUUAUACUUAUUUCUGUAGGCUCUUUGGUGUAUAUAUUCAUUCAGAAUUCACAUAGCUUCAUUUUGUAAAGAUCAACAGUGAAUGGGCAGAUGAACUUCUUGAAACUUAUGUUUCUUAUUGAAUGUGGAAUUCAUACAUUAAUUAUGUUGCCAAAGUGAUUUUUGUUCUCUGCUGAGCAUGUGUUGAUGCAGUGCUUCAUGUUUGUGAUAAUUUAAUAUUAAGUGUAGCAUCAUCAAUGUCCAUGAUCUCAUCGAUUAUAAGUCUUCAAGUGUCUGCAGCUUAUUGCAAAAAAAAAUUUUUUUUUUUUUUUUUUUUUUUUUUUUUUUUAAAAAAUGUCACAAAAAGAAGUCUGACCUGACUAGUUGGGGUAAUUAGAGUGUCCACAGAUUCUUCAAAAGUUUGCAGUUACAAAAAAAUCUGUUCUUGAUAUAAAGAUCAAAUUAUGCUUUCUUGCUGUAAAAUCUCAGCUGUUUUUGCAUCAUUUGCUAGCUGUAUAUUCUGUGAAAAUCCCCAUGCCAGGUUACCAAAUGUAAGAGUAUACAUGAUAUAAGUAUCUCCAUGAAGUACAUGUUCUGAAACAUUGUUAUAUUUAUCACUGUUGUAGCCUGUAAUUUUUUUAUCCUGUUGAUAAGAACCAAUGAAUAGAAGAAUUUGCUUUUCAGGGAUAUUUGCGUACUUUACAGCUAUUAAGAAUAUUUUUGUUGGUAUAAAUGUGCCUUAUAAUUUCCCUCGCAAAUUUCACUUACAGCACCAACUCCAACUUUGGUCUGUAUCAGUCCAAUGUGUCAUAGCCUCAGGUUAUAAUAGACAGAUAUGUGCCAGGUCAUCUAUACAGCACUAUGACAUGAAUGAUAUUCAUCAUCAUAUUUUUGAAACCAUUUAUUUAUGUUCCUAGACUGCAGUUCUCUGGUUGCUGUGAACAUGGAUAACUCAUUGCUGGCCUUUGUCAUCAGUGAGCAGAGGUUGAGCUCAUUGCUGAAUCUUGCAUCAUUUCUUAUAUGUAUUUUUACAAGUGGCAGUCUUUUUUUUUUUUUUUUUUUUUUUUUUUUUUUUUUUUUUAAUUCUGUAGUGUAGACAAAAGUAAUUGUAGAAUGUGGGACUGUUGCGGUGAUAUUUUAAAUUCGCUUGGCAGAAUUUGAUGAGAAUAAAAAAAUGUUUUACAAUUGUAUAAUUUCCAAGAAUCGGAAUUGCCAUUUUAACAAACCCCAGUAUCUUUUUGUGAGAUUUUAAGAGAAUUUUUAUUAGUAAGUCAUGAAUACUCUUACACUUGGAGAAAAAUGUUAUUGAAUGAGAUAGGAAACAUCAAUAUUUUGACACUGCACUGAAAACCAAAAAUAUGCAGCAAUGCUUCAGUAUGUGCUCUCCAGUAAUAUGAAGCUUACUUAAUGUAUAUCACGUAUUGCUAUGUAUUUAACAAGACUUCCAAAAAUUUCUGUUCGCCUAUUGUUGAUCAAUAUUUGGAACCUCCUAAUUUGUUUCUGUAUGAAUUUUCAUGCAUAAUCAUAAUUUAUCUCGCUGAAUUAGCAACUCUGCAUUCAAUGUUGAAUUUUUUUCUUUACAUUUAAUUUAUAUUUGUGCCAUAGCAUGAAUUAAUAUGAGAUAACUGUACUGUAAUUAUUUAAUAAUUUGAGUUAAAGGGGAAAAAAGGGUGUCUUUUUUUAUGUUAUAAUUUAUUGUCAAUAACAUACUGUUUCCAGUAAUUGGUACUUGAAACUUUGUAAUAAAUGGUUUUUUACUCGA
Stegodyphus dumicola is the source of this 8243-nucleotide messenger RNA. RefSeq lists its product as uncharacterized. NCBI's taxonomy places the organism in Eukaryota, Metazoa, Arthropoda, Arachnida, Araneae, Eresidae. Gene Ontology annotation, molecular function: cysteine-type deubiquitinase activity. The record is from RefSeq and is a predicted model, not a curated record. Gene Ontology annotation, biological process: protein deubiquitination.